Messenger RNA from Nothobranchius furzeri (turquoise killifish), 6185 nucleotides. RefSeq names its product nuclear receptor binding SET domain protein 2 (gene nsd2). The record is from RefSeq and is a predicted model, not a curated record. Gene Ontology annotation, cellular component: nucleus. Gene Ontology annotation, molecular function: histone methyltransferase activity; protein binding. NCBI's taxonomy places the organism in Eukaryota, Metazoa, Chordata, Actinopteri, Cyprinodontiformes, Nothobranchiidae.
CCUGUUUUCUAUAGAGCGCUAGUUAGCUUCGGCUAGUACCGUUAGCUUCUUAGGACAAGCUGGUGUGGCGCUUACGAUGUAAACGUAUUUAUGAAUCAGCAACUGCUAUACUAGAACAAAUUUUAUAAGUCAGUCUAACCAAAUUUUCUACAUUUUGUUACGUUUUCUGUAUUAUUUGAUUUGACUUGCUACUGACUCAACUAGCAUUUGGGUGGCGGCUUUGUCUAUUUGCUGGAGUUCUAUUUAAUGGCUGACUGGGAUGACGAGAUGGAUGUAGUUGUCCAUGGCUCACGUCCAUGAGAUUCCAUCAUCGUGGCUUUUGCUUCAGGGCAUAGCCGUAUCCUUAGCAUGACAUGAUAGUAAAGUUUUUCACUGCUAGCCGGCAGAUCAGAAUUAAGCAUAGCUAACAGCGUUUAUUGCCGUCACUGUUGGUCAACUUGAGUGUUGUGUUACAAUUAAGGUUAGCGUUACACUGAACAGUUUAACUGGAACAGCACAACGGAUUUCAACAAUGAUUCAGACUCUGGCUGCAGUGUUCAGGACUCUUAGGCUGCCUCCAUUUCCUUGGCUUUUCGUUAACCGGCCCCACUCAUCGGGCAGUUGCCGAUUCAGACGGAGCCUGCAGGCUGCCUUCGCCUUGCCACUUUUGCUUAGUCUCCGGCUAGCACAUAGCUAGUUUUCAGCCAGGAAUAAGCUAACCAUAAACUGUGUCGCCUCAGGUUACUGGUUGAUCAAGUAGCUGCUCUUGUGUAGAAAAGCAUCCAAACGACGCGGGUAGGUUUGUCCAUGACAAGUGCAAUCUACGUCGCCUCCAGCCUCACAGUUCACGCUCCCUUAGAGCAUUCUGGUGAGCCUGAAGGGGUGGGAUGGACGGCAUUGGUAGCUCAUUGCCUUUAAUGCCUGAACCAGCCAAUCCAGUCAGCAUGAAGCAGCCACCUGAGUCUUUAUGUGUGAGAAAAGGCCAUGGGGACAUGGGCAGUGAUCCAACUCUGCUAAUGGACAAAGCUGCAGCACAGCUGGCUGCCACCUUACAGGAUAGCGUCCUUCAGAAGAUGGCUGGCCACAGUCACAACAACCACAAUCAUGAGAGGCUGAAAAGUCUGACUUCCCUGGUGCUAAACGGUGACCAGGAUGUGCUGCCUAAGCUGUGUACUCCAGAUCCACCCAUGCUACAAGGUGCUGAAGCCCCAGAUGCCACCCAUCAGAGCAACUGCACGCCUCUCAGUGAGCCGGAGUUAAAGGUGACCAUCCCCCAGGUAGUCAAGCAGUUAUCAUAUGAACCAUCCUAUGCUAAAGGGACCAGCCUAGUCACGGCCUCUGAAGGUGCUUUAUCUGGACACGAUGAAAGACCGGAUGUGAUGAACAGAAGAGGGAGAGCACACAAACCCAAAGCUCUACUAAACUGCAGUUCAUCUGUGAUUGCCAUGGAUUCUCUAGACCACACAGAUACUGUUGAUGACACUAGAGCAGCUGAUGAGCAUGCGCUCAUGUUGGAACUGGUGGAGCAGUCAAAAGAAGAGUCUCCUCUGCAGGCUAGUUUUUCUGUCGGGGAUCUGAUUUGGGCAAAAGUGUCGGGAUACCCUUGGUGGCCGUGCAUGGUGACCACAGACCCAGAGUUCAGCGUUCAUAUUAAGCAAAAACAGAAGGAAACCAAUGGCAGAUUAGGGCCCUUUUACCAUAUACAGUAUUUUGGAGAUGCCCCAGAGAGAGGCUACAUCUUUGAGAAGAACAUGGUGUCCUUUACCGGAGAGAACCAGUACCUUGAGCUGAGCCAAAGCAGCAAAGCAGCAGCUUCCUGUUCAGUUCGUAGAAAGCGAACUCCCUCCAUACCACGUAAACUCCAGGCUCAGUGGAACAUGGGCAUCAUCCAGGCCAACGAGGCCCUUAGCAUGACUCCUGAGAAGCGCAUUGAGAACUUUGUUUUUUUUUAUGAUGAUGAUGGGCCUCAUCUGAACCCUCGCAUCUUGGAGAAGCUGAAGCCAGAUCAGAGUAACGUGAUGAUGCUAGAGUCCGAGCACAGUCCAGAUCUUCUGUCCCUGCUGAAGUUCACAACAUCGGCACCAUGUGUGAAAGCUGAACCAGCUGUACCUCAGAAGAAAGACGGGUCCAAAGAUGUUCAGCCUCCUACCAAGUCAGGAAGGAGGACAAAACUAUCUCCAGUCAACAGAACUCAUGACCCAAUGAGAAAAACCAAAAUGAAGCUGGUUUCUUUUAGAGGAAUGGGUUCUAAAGGAGCCUCGCUUCAAGCUCCAGUAAGAAGAGAGCGAAAGAAGCUAACUGACGAUGCGACGAACGAGGACCAACAACCCAAUAGGAGAUGUAAAACUAGCAAAAACACAGAAAAACAGGUGUCAGGUUUAGAAGACACAAACGACAAGAAGAGGAGAAAGAAGAAAAACGAUCUUAAAGAAGGAAAAGAACCCAGAAAACAGACGGUGAAGUCUAAAGGUCUCCUUAACGAUGAGCUUAAUGCAGACAAACCGAAGCGUCACAGGAAAAGGAAACGAGAUGGAGAGAACCAGAACACUGCCUCUAAAGCUAAAAGGAGGCGGUCCUCCCCCUGUCCCAACCCUGAGGGUUCUGGGAGUGAAGAACGUCCGGAUUCUCCGAGUGACAGCCUAGAUGGGAUAAAGAAGAGCGAACGGAAGAAAGAGUUUGUCUGUCAGAUGUGUGAGAAAGCCGGUGAGGACAUGGUGUCGUGUGAAGGCCAGUGUUGUGGGAUGUUUCACCUCCACUGUUUGGGUCUGUCUCUCAAACCUGAUGACAAGCUCCUCUGCCCGGAGUGCAGCUCAGGAGCACAUUCAUGUUUCAUCUGCAAACAGCUGGAGGGUGAGGUUCGUCGCUGCCACGUCCCUCACUGUGGGAAGUUUUACCACGAGUCCUGUGUCCGCCUCAACCCCCUCACCAUGUUUGACAAUAAGGGCUUCCGCUGUCCACUCCACGCCUGCCUCAGCUGCCACUACGGCUCCCAGACCAGGCCCAAGUCUACCAAGGGCCGGUUGAUGCGUUGCCUUAGGUGCCCUGUAGCGUACCAUGUGGGUGACCUGUGUGUAGCUGCUGGGAGUGAGAUGAUCACAAACACAGCUAUCAUCUGCACCAACCACUUUAAUGCCAAGAAGAGCUACAGUCACCACAGCCACGUCAACGUCAGCUGGUGCUUCGUCUGCUCCAAAGGAGGACAGCUGUUGUGCUGCGAGUCUUGUCCUGCAGCCUUUCACCCUGACUGCCUGAACAUCGCUAUGCCUGAUGGGAGCUGGUUUUGUAACGACUGCCAAGCUGGGAAGAAGCCAAAGUAUAGAGACAUCAUAUGGGUUAAACUGGGGACAUAUCGAUGGUGGCCAGCGGAGAUCCACCACCCUAAAAACAUUCCCACUAAUAUCCAGCACCUCCGACAUGAGAUCGGAGAGUUCCCGGUCUUCUUCUUUGGCUCUAAGGAUUACUUCUGGACUCACCAGGGAAGAGUCUUUCCCUACAUGGAAGGUGACCGGGGCAGCAAAAACCGGAGAAAGGGAAUUGGCAAAGUCUUCAAGAAUGCUCUGUUGGAGGCCGAGGCUCGGUUUAAAGAAGUGAAGAUGAAACGAGAAGCCAAGGAAGCUCAAGAGAUCAGCCGAAAACCACCUCCUUACAAAUUUAUCAAGGUGAACAGGCCUUUCGGCAGGGUGCAGGUCUACACCGCAGAUGUGUCUGAGAUUCCUAAGUGUAACUGCAAACCGGCGGAUGAGCGGCCAUGUGGGUUUGAGUCUGAGUGUCUGAACCGCAUGCUGCAGUACGAAUGCCACCCUCAGGUGUGUCCCAGCGGGGAGCGCUGCUGUAACCAGGACUUCACUAAGCGCCUCUACCCAGAAACCAAGAUCAUUAAGACUCCUGGGAAGGGCUGGGGUCUCAUCUCCCUGAGGGACGUUAAGAAGGGAGAGUUUGUGAACGAGUACAUUGGAGAGCUGAUCGACGAGGAAGAGUGCAGAGCAAGAAUCAAGUCUGCUCAUGAAAACAACAUCACCAACUUCUACAUGCUCACCAUUGAUAAGGACCGAAUCAUUGACGCCGGUCCCAAAGGAAACUACUCCCGCUUCAUGAACCACAGCUGUCAGCCCAACUGUGAGACGCAGAAGUGGACGGUGAACGGAGACACUCGAGUUGGCUUGUUUGCAGUCUGUGACAUACCAGCGGGAACCGAGCUCACCUUUAACUACAACCUGGACUGUCUUGGUAACGAGAAGACCGUCUGUCGCUGCGACGCUCCCAACUGCAGCGGUUUCCUUGGAGAUCGACCGAAGAACUCAAACGGUCAAACAGCGGAGCCAAAGGCAAAGAGGUUAAAGAGGAAGCAUAAGAGGAAGAAAAGUGAAGGGAAGAAGAUAUCUGAGGACGAUUGUUUCCGCUGUGGAGAUGGAGGACAGCUGGUGCUCUGUGACAAGAAGACGUGCACCAAAGCCUAUCACCUGACCUGCCUGAAUCUCACCAAAAGACCUUUUGGCCGCUGGGACUGCCCCUGGCACCACUGUGACAUCUGUGGGAAAAACUCCGAGGCAUUCUGCCAUCUCUGCCCAAACUCCUUCUGUAAGGUGCACCAGGAGGGGGUCCUGCGUCCCUGGCCCCCCACAGGGCAGCUGUGCUGUAUGGAGCAUGAGGAUCCGGAGGGAACUGCCCACCAGGCCCAGGUCUUUAGCUCUGAGAUGAAGGCCACAGCUGCCACGACAGGUACCGUCACCGGCCGCGCCAAAGCCUCCAGGAAACCACCGGCAACCAAAGGCUCCAAGAAUAAAGCCGCUGUGGUCUGAAGGAACCUUCCAGAGAGCCAAACUGGACUUUACACUUUAGUCACACUGGGGCCCCACGCAUCUUCAUCAUCAUCACUAGAGAAAGCUGUUGAUCUCUCACACCCAACUCUACCUUUACAUUUAACACUUCCAAGUCUUUGUUGACCCAAAACAUCAGUUGGAAACUUUUCUGGAUUCUGACUUCUAACAAACGGCAUUUUGGUUGAGUUAUUUUUAGAUCCUAGAACAAAAGACACCAGAGUUCCUCAGCUGCCUCGCCCUGUCAGCUCUUACCGACACGGAUCAUCUGCUGCUCCAGUGUCAUCCAAAAGGCCUCGUCUGUGUACGGGAGCAGCAGUGUGAUCAGAAGGGUUUCAUCUGUCAUGUAUUCUAUGUAAACAGACACUAUGGGGCGGCCCCACCUGUAGCCAUAGAUCACCUGUAAAUGUAGACGUUAGUUUACAAACCAGUCUUGUUUUAGCACCCUUGUAUUUGAAGGCUUUUCGUUUGUUUGUUUUUCAUCUAAUCCUAAAUAAACAGCAACAAACCAUUUCCACAGGAGUUGGAUGGAAACAGCUGGUCACACACUAAAACACAGUUUCUGAGGUAAAUUGUGAAAUCAGGUAAAUUCCCAGCCAGUCUGGCGACUUGACGUCCAGCCGCCGUGUCUGAAUCCUGAGAUUGUUCAGAUGUCCUCCGAAGUCUGGGAAUGUCCUCAUGUGGUCAACCAGAGACCUGUUGGACUCACCUGGUCAUCUCAGAUUUACUUUGAGACGAUUAGUGACCUCUGACCCCUGUAAAAGAAACCAAUAGGAGUUUCCAGUUGAGAAAUGAAGGAAGGUUUUUUAGGGAGCUUCACAGAGAAAUCAGGUUAUUUUUAUUUUUUUCAGAAUGUUUCAUCUAGACGGUGCUCCAGACUUGGUCUGUUAAUACCUGUCUCCAUCUGUAAGCCUCAGUCACCAGGAGCCUGUCUUGGAGGGUGGGGGUAGUCAGACACUAAGGUAAACCUGGUCUGGAGACAGUUUCUGCUGUAGGACAGACUCUGUCCAGACCGAACCCCCAACCGUUUAUUUCCUUAUUUAAUCUGAUCUGGCGUUCGGCUCCUGACCCCGUGAGCGUGAACAUGCACGUUUGAUUUAGGAUUUUCUGUGUACCAUUCUGUAAUUCUAACCCUGUUGAGUGAAUGUAGUCCAGCGUUUGUAAGCACUGUAACCCCGUAGAGCUGAGGUGUCGUGUAGCGGUUCCCUCCUGUAACUACUGUCGUAGCAAACAGACUAAUGUGUACAUACUGUAUAAGUACUAAUAGUGAUUCAGGUUUUGUAAAUAAUACAAUUUCUUUACCCUCGUUUUUAUUUUUUGUUCAUGCAGUGCUGAAACACGUGCAGGAUCUCACAUCAGUUGAAUCACGCAAUAAAGUAAUUGAAUAUC